Molecule: messenger RNA, 1658 nt
Organism: Nycticebus coucang (slow loris)
Lineage: Eukaryota; Metazoa; Chordata; Mammalia; Primates; Lorisidae
Product: non-histone chromosomal protein HMG-14-like
Exons: 1
Coding region: 557-859 (100 amino acids)
Biological process (GO): chromatin organization
Cellular component (GO): nucleus; chromatin
Molecular function (GO): nucleosomal DNA binding
Source: RefSeq, a predicted model, not a curated record
AGAAGAAAAAGAAACAAACUGAAAUUCAAAACAGCACAGUAUAAAAGUAUAAAAAGUCAGUGUCUCUCCCACUGGAAAAUCCUCAUUCUGACCAAACAAGGUGGCACACAUCUAUAAUCCCAGCACUCUGAGAGACUGAGGUGGAAGGAUUACUUCAGGCCAGGAGUUUGAGACCAGUCUGAGCAUAAUAGCAAGACCCAGUCUCUACAAAAAACUAAAAAUUCCCUGAGUGUGGUGGUGCACACCUGUAGUCUUGGCUACUUAGGAGGCUGAGGCAGGAGGAUUGCUUGAGUCCAUGAGUUUGAGGGUGCAGUGAGCUAUGAUGAUGCCACUGAACUCCAGCCUGAGUGACAGUGCAAGAGCCCGUCUCUUAAAAUAAAACUUUAAAAAAAAAAUCUCUGUUUCAGUUCCAUCCGGUUCUCCCAACGCCCCGGCCGCGGGUCUCAGCAGCUCGGGCGGCGGGAGGAGCGGCAGCGGCCAGGCAGCGCAGCUUCGUGAAGGCUCUUGGCGCGCCGCGGCCCGCAGGCACCCGGCACGCGCCCUGCCCGUCGCCAAGAUGCUGAAGAGGAAGGUCAGCUCUGCCGAAGGAGCGGGUAAGGAAGAGCCCAAGAGGAGGACGGCGCGGUUGUCAGCUAAACCUGCUCCUGCGAAAGUGGAAACGAAGCCAAAAAAGGUAGCAGCAAGGGAUAAAUCUUCAGACAAAAAAGUGCAACCGAAAGGGAAAAGAGGAGCAAAGGGAAAGCAGGCCGAAGUGGCUAACCAAGAAACUAAAGAUUUACCAGCAGAAAACGGAGAAACUAAAACUGAGGAGAAUCCAGCCGCUGACGAAGCAGGAGACAAAGAAGCCAAGUCUGAUUAAUAUCAUAUACCACGUCUUAUCAGUGGUCCCUGUCUCCCUUCUUGUACAAUCCAGAGGAAUAUUUUUAUCAACUAAUUUGUAAAUGCAAGUUUUUUAGUAGCUCUAGAAACAUUUUUAAGAAGGAGGGAAUCCCACCUCAUCCCAUUUUUUAAGUGUAAAUUGCUUUUUUUUUUUUAAGAGGUGAAAUCAUUUGCUGGUUGUUUAUUUUUUGGUACAACCAGAAAAUAGUGUGGGAUGUUGAAUUAAUGGGAGGCUUUGACUAUCUUGGGUGUGAGCUUAACAUUCCAUAGAUGGGGGUUAGUUUUUAUAUCCUGUAAUACGAAGCAUACUAAAUGGCAGUAUGGAGUCCCAGUCCUGCAUUGAUGUGUGAACAUUUUAAAUUACUUCUAUUCCCAUGUUGUUUUGUACUAGAAUUGUUUCCUAAAGAAAACCACUCCCAUGAUCAUGGCUCUCCCUGUCAGAACUGUGUACACCCCUUAACAUCUUUGGUUGUGGUGCUCCUGUUUUCCUAAUAACUUUGUUGCUGUGCGGUGAAGGACUGAAAAUCUGAGCAUGUAGCAUAUGGUAAUGAAGUGUGAAUUGGUGGGACUUACCUAACAGCGUAUCAACAUUUGAAGAUACUGGUACUUGAUAUCCUCUUAAGGAAAAUUUGCCUCCAAAUUUUAAUCUGGAAAGUCACUGGAAUAAAUGUUUAAAAAAGAAUUACAAUAAAUGGCUUUUUAGAUUUUGGGUACAUACAUUAAGAAUUGUGUAUACAAAUUGAAAUGUCUGUACUGAUGCUCAACACAACCAAUAAAAU